AUGGAUUCAGACGAUCCUACCCUUGUAUUUGUUCUCGAAUCGUUGAUUUGCCAGCCUGCUGACACAAAACAAUCCAAGAAAUUUUCACCGCUCGCUGGAGAACCCACUCUGAUCCAUUGCAAGAAAUUCGAGACCCUUCACUUGGCGAUCAACACAGAGCUUCGCCUACUCAUCUGCAAUAUUUGCUGCUCUGCGUUGCUCCCUAAAUCUGUUUUCAACCACCUCAGAACGACCCACAAGACACUUCUCCGUGGGCUUACUCAGGCCCAGUUUUUGCAAGUCUGCAAAGAUCAGCGUUGUCUUGAAGAGUGGCCCCAUAUCCGUGCGCUGACCGUGGGUCCACGAAAGCCAUUCGCAGGAUUAGCUGUGAUGACUGAACGUUCGGUCUGUACUGAGUGUGGCCACCUUGGAACCCCGAAGGACGUCAAACAGCACGUGAAGAUACACGGGGCGCGUUCUCAGCCCCCGAUCCUCGAUAACUGUUUGACUCAGGUCUUAAACCGCGGAGGAACCGGGUAUGCAAAAAAAACAUUUUGGGUGGAGAGAAUCCCCGAGCAGGCAGCACAACAAGGAUCACAACUCCUCCCUAACUUCAAACGCUUUUCCAGCCAGGCGGCUGGAAUGGAAACCGAGAUUCCAAAUGCUCGGCUGAUUAGCCCGUUACUUCUGCGUACGCGAUGGCACGAAUACAUCCAGCCACACCAGGACUCUAUCGGCCUUCUGAUUGAGCUGGCAUCCAUGCCAGAGAAGGACGAUUUCCCUGCACUCCAUUCCGCCGUUCUAGAUUACUUUCAACACGCAACAGAGUUUCUCCCAGUAACAGAGGAGCCUGUGCUACAAAGAAUCAAUAGCUCAGAUCCGGCCAAGGACGGUAUCAACAACACUCCGCUGCAUGAUUUUCAUCAGCCAGAAAGGACACUUACAGCGUACAUUGUACCUGUGACACGCCUUCUUGCAGCCCUGCUGCGCCAAUCUUCCACCGUACAACUUCCAAGCUCAGAGGCCUUGCGUGGGGCCGUGACGAUGUUGAAAGAGAGGAUGCUUGAAACUGGCCUAAUGACAACAGGCCUCUCGCCGCCAGCAAUUCAGCUUCUGCAUAACGUCUUCAAGGCCCUUUGGCUGGAAAAAUGGAAGGCCGAUGAAGGAGGGGAUUCACAUUGGGCUGAUCCCACCAUGUGCUUUCUUGCACUGUUCUGUCUGGAGCCAUCGGGGACUUUCUUCCAACCACCUCGUGUCACAACUCCUGUUUCCAAACUCUGCCGAGCCAUUCGGUUGGUUGUUUUGAUGGAGAUCCAUACCUCUAUCCACAUGGACAAGAAGACGACUCAGGAAAAAGAAAUGGAGCGGUGUGCACCAUUUGUGAUGGAACAUACCGGUACUACAUUUGGAUCUCUCAUGAGCUUGCAGCACUAUGCGACUGCUCUCACCCUGAACUCCAUGGCUCUCCCACAUAUUGUGUGGAUCGAUUUGGUUCACGGACACCGGCUCAUGUUUAAGGGCCAAUCGAUUUCUCUGAAGCAACUUCAGUCUGUGUUUGACACCUUGGAAGCACAGAUUGUCAAACGCUGGGAAGCCGAAGUUCUUCUGGGAUUACCACUGAUGAUGGAAUACGGGACACUCUCUGACGACUUGCUGGAAACGAAGCAAGGCUACUCGUUUUUCAAGGACAAGGCCAAUGGGCUCAGUAACAGCGGCAGCAAACUUCUUGAAGCGAUUCUGGGAAACGACAAGAUCAGAAAGGAUUUCACCAUUGGCAAUGGCUCAUCUUUCAACUAUGUGCGGUGCCGGCAGUGGUUACAGGCGCUGGCUUCGGUGGAGUGUAUGCUGCUCGUCUACAUAGACCUAACCAGUGGUGCUACCACACGGGGGACAGAGCUGGUCAGCAUGCUUGCAUGCAACUCGUUGUACCGAGUUCGCAACGUUAUGUCUGUGGGCCGAUAUGUUGCCCUCAUCCGGCAAUAUGACAAGACGACAAAUCUCAGGCAGGAGGACAAGCUAAUCCCACAUGCUUUGAGCAGCUUCUGUGGUGACUUGCUGAUACAAGUUCAUACCCUUGCACGGCCUUUGGCGUCGUUUCUGGCAUCCGAACUCUGGCCAACACCGUCGUCAGACUGUGCGUUGAAAUAUAGGCAAAUGUUGUUUAUGGACUAUGGCAGGGAGUUUACUUCUGACAAGCUAAGCGCUGCCAUGGGGGAAUUCACAUCUGCGCACCUUGACUGGUCCAUGCAGCUCGCAGCCUGGCGUCAUGUCAACAUUGCCAUGCGACGCAAGCUGUGCAAUCGAAGCUUAGAUUCGGUCGAUCAGGAUCCCUUCUCUGCUAUGCAGAGCGGACACACCCGGGGGACCGAAGAUCGUAUCUAUGGGCUCUCUGCUAAUGCUUUGCUGGGUGCACCUGAAGACCUGGUGCAAACUUUCCUGAGCAUCAGCACGGACUGGCAGCUGGCUACCAAGGUUGUGCCUGGUGGGCUCAACCUUCGCUACAACAAAUCCUUGAGAGGCCACUUCAAUUCUUUGGUCGAAGAUGGCACAAUCAAGACAAACCCAGUGGAGCAGACAUCCUCACAGAUGGAGACGAUGUUGGAAAUGCAGAAGGCCAUGCUCAAGGAGAUAAAGUCUCUGCGGAGGGAACUGAGGCUUAUGAAAGCCCGAAGUAGUAAGCCAAUUCUAACGAUCUCCUAUUGUCUGAAGAAGAGGCGCUGA
Molecule: messenger RNA, 2700 nt
Organism: Mycena citricolor
Lineage: Eukaryota; Fungi; Basidiomycota; Agaricomycetes; Agaricales; Mycenaceae
Source: the annotation of a GenBank genome assembly